Tachysurus vachellii is the source of this 3040-nucleotide messenger RNA. RefSeq names its product cadherin-10-like. The transcript has 12 exons. The record is from RefSeq and is a predicted model, not a curated record. Gene Ontology annotation, molecular function: cadherin binding; calcium ion binding. Lineage: Eukaryota; Metazoa; Chordata; Actinopteri; Siluriformes; Bagridae. Gene Ontology annotation, cellular component: catenin complex; plasma membrane; adherens junction. Gene Ontology annotation, biological process: cell-cell junction assembly; calcium-dependent cell-cell adhesion; multicellular organism development. The coding region runs from base 222 to 2564 and encodes 780 amino acids.
AUCACCCCCUGGUUCACACACAUACACACACACAAACACACUCACUCACUCAAUCACACAGCCCGUCUCUGUCCUCCUCUGCAUGAUGGACCCUGAAAUCUGGACCUAAUGGAUUAAUGAACACUUCCAGAAGAUCUGGAUUGUUGUUGAUAGAAAGAUAAUUUGAUUGGAGGUUUACAGGAUUCCUGAAGCAGGUUUUUCCACUGGAUAUUCACUUCAGAAUGAGAACUCCUCUGGUUUUAUUAACAUGGCUCUGCCUGUGGGAAGAGUCAAAGGGUAUGCUGAGGACUACAGGUGGACUAAGUGGAGAAACAUGGAGCCAGAUGAGAGCUGAUGGAGUUCCAAUAAUGCUUAGACGCUCCAAACGAGGGUGGAUGUGGAAUCAGUUCUUCCUGUUGGAGGAAUAUACAGGGAAUGAUGAUCAGUACGUUGGCAAGCUGCACUCUGAUAAAGACAGAGAAGAUGGGAAAGUGAAAUAUGUUCUCUCUGGGGAAGGAGCCGGAACCAUUUUCGUCAUCAAUGAGAACUCGGGUGAUCUCCAUGCCACCAGGAGGCUGGACCGUGAGGAGAAAGCGUCAUACACUCUGAGCGCGAAGGCUGUUGAUAAAGCUACAGGUCGAGACCUCGAGGGUCCUUCGACGUUCACCAUCAAAAUCCAUGACAUUAAUGAUAACGAGCCCAAGUUCACCAGAGACCCCUAUGUUGCCUCUGUACAGGAAAUGGCUGAUAUCGGUACCUUCGUUGUCCAGGUAACAGCGACAGAUGCUGAUGAUGCUAUGUACGGAAACAGUGCCAAAGUUGUGUACAGCAUUCUGCAGGGCCAGCCAUACUUCUCCAUAGACCCAGAGACAGGAAUCAUCAGGACGGCACUGCCCAACAUGAAGCGUGAAAACCGUGAACGCUUCCAAGUGGUCAUUCAGGCUAAAGACAUGCAGGGACAGCAAGGUGGUUUGACUGGGACCACCACAGUUAAUAUCACACUGCUCGAUGUUAACAACAACCCACCCCGAUUUACCCAUGGUGUGUACCAUUUCAGUGUUCCUGAGUUAGCUGAGGUGGGGAGUGAAUUAGGCAUGGUCAAGGCUAUAGAUGCUGACACAGGCAAGAACGCUGAGAUGAACUACAGAAUCAUAGAUGAACAGGACACAUUUCAAAUCACCACUGACCCUGCAACCCAAGAGGGAGUGCUUAUUCUAAAGAAGCCCCUGGACUAUGAGAGAAGAGCAUCGUACACACUCAGGCUGCAGGUGGAAAAUGCAUACCUGGACCCUAGAUUUCAGAUGUCUGGGGACUCUGCCACAGUGAAGGUCUCUGUGGAGGAUGUAAACGAGCCACCAGUCUUUAAGCAUCCUAUCUACAUGAUGGAGGUCAAAGAAGACGCUCAGAUUGGAACAAUUAUCGGAGCUGUUAGUGCUGUGGACCCAGACGCUAAUCGUAAACCUGUCAGGUACAUGAUUGACUGGCACACAGAUAUGGAUCACGUGUUCAACAUCCAUCCAAAUAACGGCUCGCUCUUUAUCUCACGCUCUCUCGACAGAGAGGAAAAAGCCUGGCACAAUAUAUCAGUGCAGGCUGCUGAAUACAAUGGUCUGAUUGGUCAUGUACCUGUCUAUAUCAAAGUUCUGGAUGUUAACGAUAACGCACCGACCUUCGACACGGAGUACGAAGCUUUCAUCUGUGAAGAUGCCAAAGUGGGUCAGACAAUCCAAACGGUGAGCGCUUCAGACGCCGACCAGCCAAACAGAGGCCAUCGUUUUUUUUUCCGUUUAGCAUCAGAGUCUUUUGAAAAAUCCAACUUCUCCGUUCGAGACAACAAAGAUAACACGGCUACGAUACUGACUCAGCGGAACGGCUACAGUCGCAUGGAGAGGAAUUUCUAUCUGCUUCCUGUGGUGAUCACAGACGGAGAUUUCCCCGAGCAGAGCAGCACCAAUACGCUAACGAUACAUGUGUGCUCAUGUGAUCGAGAUGGAAACAAGAGGAAAUGCGAGGCAGAGGCAUUUGCGCUUAAUGCGGGACUUAGCACAGGAGCACUAGUCGCAAUUCUUGUCUGUAUCAUCAUUUUGCUGAUGAUUGUCGUCUUAUUCACGGCUUUGAAGAGGCAGCGAGAGAAGCUGGAUCCUCUGAUCGUCUCCAAAGAGGACGUGAGGGACAAUGUCGUGAGCUACGACGACGAAGGCGGUGGUGAAGAAGACACGCAAGCAUUCGACAUCGGCACUUUGCGAAAAGUCGAAUCACUGGACGACACCAAGCAACGCAGAGACAUCGCACCUGAGAUUAUGCGGCGCUCUGCACCAAAAAUCUACAACAAGUCUGAACCUGACAUCCAGGACUUCAUCUCUCAGAGGUUAAGAGAGAAUGAUUCAGAUCCAGCAGCACCUCCGUAUGAUUCACUGGCUACGUACGCGUAUGAGGGAAAUGGUUCGACUGCUGAGAGUCUCAGCUCUCUGGAAUCAGUCAGCAGUGAUGCGUGGAGUGAUUACGAAGUUCUGUAUGAGCUGGGGCCCAGAUUUAAGAGACUCGCAGAAAUGUACGGAGGAGAGGACAGCGACGGAGAAUCGUAACAAAGCAGUAAAGUGGUGUGUGGAUUUGAGCAAUCAGUUUGUUAAAACAAGGCCAGGAUUUUAGAAACAGGCAGAAAUCUUCAGAUAAGGCUUGUGGUAAGGACAAAAUGGAGCUUACUCAGAACGACUGCUGCAGACAAAUCUGCUGUUUUUAUUAAGGCUUUUAAGAAAUGGAUGGAUUUCUUUGACAAUAUAUUCUCUGAGAAAUAACGCUAACUAUAUAACAAACUAUCACAGGAAGAUGUACAUGCUUCCUGUUUGAGUCUGCAGCCAAAAUGUACAGAAAAGAAAGUGACACAACAGUUAACUCCGGUCAGGAAUAAAGGACACAGAAGGCCACAGAUACAGAAACUUCACGAGACUUGGAUGGUGUUAAGUGUGACUGGAGUUUGACCUCUGAUUCGUUUACAACAACAACAAAAUAAUGAAUAUUCAGAUGUAACUGCAAUUGAUUCCCAAUAAAAAUAUCUGUUACU